AUGAUUAUAGUUGCAUCUCGACCAUUGACCACAUCAGACAACUUGCUGUUUGAGCCACUGAAUGAGCUACUAGCCUAUGCAAAAAGAAAGCCAUCACAGUUACUCGUCCUGCUUGGACCGUUUGUGGAUUCUGAGCAUCCAGAGAUUAAGAAAGGAACUGUUGAUGCCACCUUUGAUGAGAUAUUCCAAGUUGAAGUCCUCACGAAGCCUCGUUUCGACAUUCACAUACCUGAUCUCGAACAUCAGUUGACCAGUCUGUCAAACCCGGGGACCUUCGAGGCAAACCAGGUGAAGGUAGGUUGCUGCACAGUGGAUGUACUAAAACACUUGAGUGGGGAGGAGAUGUCGAAAAAUCCAAGUGGAGUCCCCAUUGAUCGCAUGUCCAGACUCGCUAGCCAUCUCCUUCGUCAGCGAAGCUUCUAUCCUCUGUAUCCACCUCCCGAGAGCCUUCCUUAUGAUUCCUCGCUCGCUCCUAAAGCUCUACAGAUUUCAUCAAUCCCGGAUAUUCUCCUGCUUCCAUCAGACAUGAGAAAGUUGCCUAGGCUUGAAUACAGAGAAACUGACGUAAAAAGCAAGAGUGUUUGGUGGUUUCUGGACGAAUCAAUGCGACUUCACAAUUUGUCUUCAUUACAAAAGUUGUGUAUUAAACUCGGUCCACGGUGUCCCGUCGAUGUUGAUGUUGUAGAGUGGGUUGCAAAAGCAGUUGAUGGUUCCGUGCUCCAUAAGCUAAAGUUCAGGCUCCUCUGGGAAAGCGAGCCGGUCACAAUGCCAAAUAGCCUUUACACUUGCAAAACGCUCACCAAAUUGACUCUCUCCUACAAGAUUCUUGUGGAUGUUCCUUGUCUUGUCUAUCUCCCAUCACUUAACCGGCUUGAUCUUCAAUACGUUGUGUACAAAGACGAAGAUUCUCAUGUCAGGCUUUUAUCAGGUUGCCCGGUUCUCAAAUAUCUUGAUGUGCUUCGAGAUGAUGAUGACGAUGAUCAUGUGAUGAAGUUCACUGUGAAAGUGCCUUCUUUACUGGAAUUAACGUAUGCAACUGGUGUUUUAAGUCAAAGAGACGGUAAUGAUCGAUCUUUGGUUAUAGACACCCCGAGUUUAACGUAUUUAGACAUCUUUGACUAUUCGGGGCACUCUUGCUCGAUUGAGUACAUGCCUCGUCUUACGAGGGCAUGGAUGAAUGCUUCGAUUCACCCUGGUGAAAAAUUUCUGAAAUCUCUUUCUACGAUCAAGUAUCUUACGCUAACUCGACUUCAUACACUGGUUCCAUGGUGUAACGUCGUUUUCUCUCUACUUGAAGAGUGUAGCUUAUGUCCAUUUCGCGCGGGCUGGUGUGAAUCACUUGGGGUUUUACUCUCUAAUUGUCCUAAACUAAAAGUUUUGAUGGUCGACUCCACAUGUGAGGAUCAUGCUUCGGUACUAUGGAACCAACCGCGUUCUGUUUCCGAAUGCUUGUCGUCUCAUCUCGAGAUCUUUAGAUGGCAAGGGUAUGCGGGAAGAAAAUAUCAAAAAAAAGUCAUAAGAUACAUUCUUAAAAACUCCAAGUGUUUGAAGAAGGCGGAAAUUUCGCUGAAAUCAAUCGGGAAACUUGAAGAGGAACAGAAGAAGAAGAUGAUUGAGAAGUUACAAUCUAUGUAUAGGGUUUCAACAUCUAUUUUGCUGGCCGGUCCAAGGUUUUAG
Molecule: messenger RNA, 1677 nt
Organism: Thlaspi arvense
Lineage: Eukaryota; Viridiplantae; Streptophyta; Magnoliopsida; Brassicales; Brassicaceae
Source: the annotation of a GenBank genome assembly